AGGGGAACGUUGCGGAGAAGCUUCUGUCGUGUGGAAGUAGAAACGACCUGCGUGCCUUUGGGAAGUUUUCAACAUUAAAUAUAUGGAUUGCUAAUACAGUCAAUGUUAGAAAAUAUGUGUUUUUCUUUACAAAGUAUUUACUGCUCUUUAGUUUGAAAAGCGUGAGUUGUUGUUUUUCUCGUGGAGAGCUGCUUGUUUCAGCCCGGAGAAGCAGGAGCGAAGCGAGCAUAGUCGCUCGCAAACCUCUGGUGUGGUUUUGAAUAUGCUCAAUUUUGUUCAGUUUUAUUCUCCCAAAACCUUGGAUCCAUGGUGAAGAGAAAGAAGACAUCACCUGGUCCCGAACUGGAUGAAAAUGGGGUGACCACCAGGCUGGGUGCAGGCAGCGGGGACGAAGGAACGAAGAAAUUGAGCCGAAAGCCUGAAGGUUGCGAUGAAGAGGAGAGUGGAGACCAGGCGAGCGAGGAGCGCAAUACAAAGACAGACGGAGAGGAAAUUCCUAAUCCAACACCCACGGGUCCGUCCAGUUCGACACCAACACUGUCCACCUCUGCGCCGACCCUUGCUGGACCUUGCCCCGACCCUCAGCCCCUGACCGUGUCAACCUCCGUGUCGCAGACCCAAGACCAGCACCAUUUCCUAAGGUCCAGCGUACGACCUCCGAGCAAACGGCUGCGAAAGGAUGCCAUUGGUUCGACUAUCAAUGGUCAUAGCAACGCGAAGGGGAAAGGAGCUGAGAACGGGGCCUCUGUGGGCGCGGGCUGCGGGCAGUCGGCGGCCCCGGCGGGCGGGGGACCCAAGGCGGCCCCGCGGGCCCCGGGACCUGCGGAUAAGGAGGAGGCGGGGGGCAGUCAGAAGAAGGCGCGGAGGCAGUGGGAGUCCUGGAGCACCGAGGACAAGAACACCUUCUUCCAGGGCCUCUACGAGCAUGGUAAGGACUUUGAAGCCAUUCAGAAUAACAUCGCACUGAAGUAUAAGAAACGGGGGAAGCCGGCCAACAUGGUGAAGAACAAGGAGCAAGUUCGCCACUUCUACUACAGGACCUGGCACAAGAUCUCCAAGUACAUCGACUUCGCCAACGUGUACUCCAGAGUGCUGAAGAAGUCCUCACAGGAGCUGUACGGACUCGUCUGCUUCGCCGAGCUCAGGAAGAAGGUUGGCGGCUUAAUGGACGACAAGAAUGCCGGAAAACUCAACGAGCUCAUUCAGUACGGGGCGACUACUGUGAGGUCCAAAGGCAGGAACCUCCGAAUUAAAGCACCCAUGUGCCGGGCACUGAAGAAGCUCUGUGAUCCAGACGGUGUCAGCGACGAGGAGGACCAGAAGCCGGUCAGACUGCCCCUGAAGGUGCCGGUGGAGCUGCAGCCCCGCAGCAAUCAGUCGUGGGCCCGGGUCCAGAGUCUGGCGCACAACCCCCGGCUCAGGAUGGUGGUGGAGCUUCACAGAAAGGUGUCCAGCCUGAUCGAGUUCCUCAAGCAGAAGUGGGCCAUCCAGGACCAGCGGAUUAGAAAGAGCCUGGAGGAGCAGGAAGCUCGGGAGGGCCAGGAGAAGCCCCCCUCGGGGGAGGAUAAGGAGGAGCUGGUCCUGUUCCCCGCCGAAAGCUGCACCCUGACCGCGCUGCCGGGCGUGGCCCGGGUGGUGCACUCCAAGGCCUUCUGCACCGUCCACUGGCAGGAGAGCGGGAAGUGUCGCCCGGCGGCCCGGGACCACCCCGCCGCUCAGAUCCUGGGCCUCCAGGCGGCCCCGCGGGGCUCGGGCCGGCCCGCCCGGGAGGCGAGGCGGGGGGACGGGGCGGCGGCGGGAGGGGGAGGGGCGGAGGACGGGGCGGGGGCACCCGAAGACCCCUCACAGACCGCUCCUCCGGCUCAGGGCGUGGCAGAGGGGGCUCUCGCCCAACCCCAGCGGACGAGCGGCUCGGGGGAGGAGUUACGGGACCAGGGGGCGACGGGUGGGGCGCUGCAGGUGAAUGAAGGCCUGGGGGCGGAGCAGAGCCUCUCGCCUCAGAAAGACCCGCCCCCUUCUGAGAGUUUGGCCAAUCACACGGGAGCGGAGGGGGCACCGGCUCAGCCUCCAGGGGGAUUGGUGGCUGCAGCAGAGGCUCCGCCCCUUGCGGGGGAGGCCGGCUGGAAGGACAACGUGGCUCCUGAGCCGGGCGGGGUGGGAGCAGGGCCUGCUGGGAAGGAGGAGGUGCCGGCCCAGCGGAUCCGGGCGGAGGGCUGGAGCUGGCGCAGCACGGAGAACGUGACGCUGGCCGAGCUCUACCUCAUGCUGGGCAAGCCGGGGAAGCUGCAGCUGGAGUACGAGUGGAGGCCCCUCCCCCGGCCCCCCGCCCGGCCCCUCCCCCAGCGCGUCCUGCGCUGCCUGCUGCGCCUCGUGUCCUCCGAGGUCAACCCCAAACCGGUCCCAGAGCUGUGCUCGGCCACCACGUCCCCAGUGAAGCCCUCAGAGGAGCAGUCCCCCCCGGGGACCCGCAGCCCUGGCUACAGUCGCCAGGCCUCCGCACGGGCCGCCAAGCUGACGUCACCUGGAGCCAGCUCUGCAGGCCUGCGGGGCCUGCCCCGCUCCCUGCUGAUUCCCACGGGCGACGCAGACAGCGUGCUCUUCGCCGUGCCCACCACGCUGCCCCCCAACAGCCGCCACGGGAAGAUGUUCUCCCCCAACAAGGAGGCCGAGCGGGCCCUGCGGCAGCAACUCGACUCCAUCAGCAUGCAGUCUGACAUUUUUCUCCCUAAACAGAGGAAGUUCAGGAGCCGUCACCUACGCAAGCCCCUCGUGGUUCAGAGGACCCUGCUCCCCCGGACCACCGGAGACGCCCCGCAUCACGUCUGCUCCUUCUCCAUCAUGUCCAACUCCUCCGCCACAGGCACUGGCUCCUUCUGGCCAAUCAAGCCUCCCCUGCGCUCUGCGUCCCGCCCCCUGCUUCCUGAAACCUCCACACCCAGCUCCGCCCCGGCCAGCCAGCUCUCCAGUGCCAUAGAUUUGGCGGCCAAGUCGGCAGGUAUCAUUCCGAGUAGCGCCUCUCAGGAGCUGGAGCCUCCCGGUGGGGCCAGCGGGGGCCCCAUCCUGACCCCGGAAUCCUCGUCUCCUGAUCCAGGGGGACAGCCCCUCCACCCCAACCCCACGGAGGGCGCUCUGUCCAACGGGCUCCCGGCUCCGCCGCUGUCGCGGGACGUAGGGCCGCUGCUCUCCCCGCCCAGCGUGGCGUCUCUCCUGGACAUCUCCCUCCCAGGGCCCCCCGAGGAGGACGGGCUGUCCACCCACAUCAGCGACUCCCUCAUCGAGCUCGCCAGUGAGCGCUCUGGCUACGGUCCUGAGCCCUCCCUCUCCCACGGCAAGAUCAACGGCGAGGAUAAAUCCCCCACGGGCAGCCCCUCCCAAAACUGGAUGGCGUGGCCCACUCAGGACCCGCAGUGGGACCCCAGCGACUCCACGGACUCCUCACUGGGCAGCCUCAUGUUGAGCCUGGUUUCCCCGGAGAAGGAGCGCAGGCUGGCCCUGGCCCCCCAGGGCCCCUCCAGCGGGACCUCUCUCCUGGGACCCAGCCUCCUGGACACAAACUCCCACGACUCCUUCCACACCCGCAGCCUGGCCGACGCUGGAGAGGUGGACUCCCAGUUCGCCUGCCUGAUGAGCGAGAGCAGCGUGGACUACAUCGCCCGCUUCAAAGAUUUGGCGCAGGAGCUGUCCGUCAACGAGUCGUCCCUCCCUCCCACCAGUCACGGGGGCUCUGGCUGAGGGCGGGGGGGCGGGACAGAGAGGGAUGAAACGCAGGACCCCUGCUGUGCGGGGCCGAAGUCGGCGGAAGACACGCGACAAUGUGCAAUCGGCGGAGGUGGAGCCUGGAGCCCAGGGGUUCAGGAAAAGGGCCCUCCUCCCGCGGGGACGCCCUGGGGCCUCCCAGCUGGCUUUUCCGCUCCUUCCCCCUCCGACCGGCGCUCAGAGUCCGGGCCGCAGCGGCGGAACUCGAAGUCCGUCGUCCCGCGGAGUCCCCUCUGGGGGAAACGGCACAUUUUUGUAUCAUUGAACUGAACGUUACUGACGACGAAACGUCUCUUUCAGAAUCCCUGGGAUUUCGGUUUCCAUUCCUGCUCAGAUGGUCGUGUUCCCUUAUUUUCGACUGUUACCUGCACACCUGCGAGCCGGCCAGCGUGCGCCUGUGCUGUCGGCUCGGCACAGGGCCCCCUGUGAGUCUGUACGUUUCUGCCGCCCCGACAACCCCCACUCCCCACCCCAGACCUGGGACAAACACGUCAUCGUUGCGGUCAAUUCCACGGUAACCGAGGUUACAACUGCCAGAUAUCUGUGAUAAAGUUCUGCAGCUACAUAAUAGAGACUAAAACAGGCUUCUAUAACCAUCACAAGCAAUUAGUACUUUGUUGUAUGUCGCUCUGGAUAAGAGCGUCUGCCAAAUGCCAAUAAUGUAAUGUAAUGUAACCCUGUCGGACCGUUAUGUUAUUGGACUCUACCGUGCAGAUACUGCAUUUGUAACUUCAGUUACCAUGGAUUCAAAUACUUGUCUAUGCUUAACUUAGCUUGUCUGGUGUAUUAGAACCAAUUUAAUUUUUAUUUAUUUUUAUUUUUUUAUUACAUUACAUUACAUUAUUGGCAUUUGGCAGACGCUCUUAUCCAGAGCGACGUACAGUUGAUUAGACUAAGCAGGAGACAAUCCUCUCCUGGAGCAAUGCCGGGUGAAGGGCCUUGCUCAAGUCCUUGUGUGUCCCAAUCAUUUACCUUAACCACUACGCUACUGGCCGCCCUAUGGUUAAGUUGCAGACCAAAUUUAUGCAAACCCCACUUUCUGGUCCUCUCUGUUGGCCCAUUUGCAACAGGCAAGAUCAACCGAGCACAGAACAGUAUUCGACUCGAAAACAAUUCCGCAUUUGACCCAGGUCUGCCAGCCACUGCACACACCCACUGCACUGAGGGUUGGCUUCCUGUUUGCAUAAACUCUUCCUUCAUAACAAUUAUGAGGAAAAAGCAAUUUAUUUAUUUACACAGCGAUCCUUUUCGUCAAACUGAUUCGCUUCUCAGGCAUCGAAGACCGCGGCACUACUGAAAAAGCUGUCUUCCCGUUCCUUGUUAAUACUAACGGGGUAUAUUUAUGCGGAUUGAUUUCCUUUGCAUAUAUUAAAAAGUGUUAUAACUGAAAAAGCCAUAUGUGAAGAACAUCCAAUUUCAACUUGGAUGCCAUGUUAAGGGUUAUAUUCUAUAUUUGUUUAUGCUUCGUUUUUUUUUUUCUCCCUAAGAAUCCGUUUUCCGUUUCUAGUUUAGUAUUGGAAGAUGUUUGACCAUGUAAAGGGCUGAGAUCCCGGUGGCUGAAAAACAGCCAGAUUAAAACCGAGAUCGGAGCAGAGCAUAUCAUGUGCGGGAAUAAUGCACUCUCGCUGUCUCCGUUCCACCCAACAAUAUAAUCCCCUUAUCUUCCGAUGUGACGCUUUUAAAAGUGCGAGGUUAUUUAUUACUUGCACCAUACCAUGUUAACGUGGUGCCAAAUUAUGAUCCGAUUACGUAACGAUGUUUAAUUUCACGUACUAAUUAUGUCUGUUUCUCAGAUAAAUGCCAUUGAUUUCUACCAGUGGGUGUAAUGCAGUGCACCUUUUUUAGCGUGUUAAACACUAAUUUCAGAAGACGCUGUGGGUGAAAAGGCUAGUUGGGGGUUGAUUUUUAUCCCAUGGUGUUUUGCUAAUUAUCUGAAAUAAAUGAAUACAUGAAUAAUUGAAUCAGAGGAGUUGACUACAGAAAUGGAUUGGUGCAAUUAUGACACUUUACCAACAAGCCUGACCUGCUAGUGCUGCUAAAUACCUAUUUGGCUGAACCUGUUUGACAUAUAAAGCUGAAAAAAAAACCUUCUUUUAAACAUCUAAUGUUUUAUUCUUAUAUUUAAACAUUGACAAACAGGCGCCACAUAUUUACAUUGCUGAAAACUUGUGCUGAUUUUAAAUAUACAAGAGCAUUUGGGCUCCUCUUGAUGUGUUUGUGCGGGUGUGUUUGUACAAAAUGUAACAAUUUAAAUUUUCUCUGCCAUUUUGUAACGUAUUGUAAAUUAUUAUUUGGACUAUUUAUUGUUGACAAAUGUUUGGGUUUAAUUUAAUAUUAAGACCAGUUUGAAAUUUUAAACCUACAGUUUUAAGAUUCCCCAGUUUGUAAAAGGUGUUUUUACUUUUGUGGCUAUAAAUAGUUUUUAAAAAUGA
This is a messenger RNA of Conger conger (European conger), 6188 nucleotides long. RefSeq names its product protein cramped-like. The transcript is spliced from 20 exons. NCBI's taxonomy places the organism in Eukaryota, Metazoa, Chordata, Actinopteri, Anguilliformes, Congridae. The record is from RefSeq and is a predicted model, not a curated record. The coding region runs from base 307 to 3732 and encodes 1141 amino acids. Gene Ontology annotation, cellular component: nucleus. Gene Ontology annotation, molecular function: chromatin binding. Gene Ontology annotation, biological process: pattern specification process.